Penicillium arizonense is the source of this 489-nucleotide messenger RNA. RefSeq lists its product as uncharacterized. The transcript is spliced from 2 exons. The record is from RefSeq and is a predicted model, not a curated record. Bases 1 to 489 code for a protein of 162 amino acids. NCBI's taxonomy places the organism in Eukaryota, Fungi, Ascomycota, Eurotiomycetes, Eurotiales, Aspergillaceae.
AUGGCCGGUCGUGAAUUCACUCUGUCUUUCGAGACCACUCCCCCAACAGCUGUGCGGCCCGGAUUCCCUUUUACCAUCCCGGUGGUCAUUUCAGUGAAUCCCAUCGGGACCCCAGCCCAAAACGCCCAAGCCCUAGUGGUGAACGCCUCCCUUCGCGACGAAGCCUGUACUGGAGCCGCAGCGGGCCUGAGCGGCAAUCUUACAGCGAGCGUUCGGAGCCGAGCCGACAAUGCAAAAAGCGGAUACGCAAAAUUUAGCCCUCUGGCGAUUUCACAACCGGGCAAGUUUCGUCUGCGCGUGAUGCUCAGCGCAGCCUCGUAUAACGGCGUGGUGACCAAGGAGUACGUCGAUUCAGCGGUAAUCCACGUGCACGCCGGCGCAGCAGCUGCGCAGCAACCAACUGCUGCUCAAGUGGCCCGCCUUCAGCGACUGACGGCCGAAAAUUUGGAUAUCUCCGCUGCCGACAUUGCGGCAUGGCAGCGCGCGUAA